This is a messenger RNA of Chaetura pelagica (chimney swift), 1404 nucleotides long. RefSeq names its product integrator complex subunit 12 (gene INTS12). Gene Ontology annotation, biological process: snRNA 3'-end processing. Bases 2 to 1390 code for a protein of 462 amino acids. Lineage: Eukaryota; Metazoa; Chordata; Aves; Apodiformes; Apodidae. The record is from RefSeq and is a predicted model, not a curated record. The transcript is spliced from 6 exons. Gene Ontology annotation, cellular component: integrator complex.
UAUGGCUGCUACAGUGAACUUGGAGCUUGAUCCAAUUUUUCUGAAAGCUCUGGGCUUCUUGCAUUCAAAGAGUAAGGACUCUGCUGAAAAGCUGAAAGCGCUUCUUGAUGAGUCUUUGGCCAGAGGAACUGACUCAAGCUAUCGUCCAUCUCAGAAGGAAAUAGAGCAACCAAAAGUAUCUGUUACCAAGCCUAUUUCCAGUAAACAAGAACCUAAGGCUUCUUCUAGUUUGCCUUCUGGCAGCAACAAUGGCAAGACCACUGUGUCAGAAAAGGUGAAAAAAGAAACAGAAAAGAGAACUGCUGAUAAAAUAAAAGGGGAUACUGCUGAAGGAGCUGAUGCACCAAAGAAACCCAGACUAGAGAAGCAGGAGGCUCGUUCCUCCCCUAUUACAGUUCAGACAAGCAAGGAUUUAUCCAUGCCUGAUUUAUCCAGCUUUGAGGAAACCAGUGCUGAUGACUUUGCUAUGGAAAUGGGAUUAGCCUGUGUUGUUUGCAGGCAAAUGACAGUUAUUUCUGGGAAUCAGCUAGUGGAGUGUCAGGGAUGCCAUAAUCUCUACCACCAAGAUUGCCAUAAACCUCAGGUGACAGACAAGGAAGUGAAUGAUCCUCGACUUGUAUGGUAUUGUGCCCGCUGUACCAGGCAGAUGAAGAGAAUGACUCAAAAGACACAAAAACCAUCUCAAAAACCAGCUCCUGCAGUGGUUUCAGUUGCACCAACUGUGAAGGAUCCAUUAGUCAAGAAGCCAGAAAUUAAAUUAAAACCUGAGACCCCACCAACUUUUCUAUUCAAGAGAACAGAGGUCAAGACCUCAGCAGCAAUUUCAGGGAACUCAGCCAGUGCGAGUGUUUCCUCUUCAGCAACCAGUGGCCUUACAGGAUGGGCUGCUUUUGCAGCCAAAACCUCCUCUGCUAGUCCAUCGACUGCCAAACUGGGAUCAACAGCACAGAGCACAGGUGGGAAACCUGCAGCUUCUUCAAAUAACCAGAAACCUGUGGGUUUGUCAGGGUUGGCAACUUCCAAAACAGGACUAGGGUCAAAAAUAGCUUCUGCCAGCAACAGCACUAGCCCUGUUCAGCUGAAACCUCCCCCUCCUCUGACACUGGGGAAAACUUCUCUUAGCCGCUCCGUAAGCAGCGACAAUGUCAGCAAAGUCGGGCUCCCGAGUCCCAGCAGUACCGCACCAAGCACCGGCAGCCAGGUGAGCAGUGGGAAUGGCAACGGUGGGGCUGCAGGUAACAGUGGGGGCAGCACCAGCAAAACCACAGCAGAUGCUGGUAAUCAGUCAGCCUCCUUAAAAGGCCCGACUUCUCAGGAAUCUCAGCUCAAUGCUAUGAAAAGGUUACAAAUGGUCAAGAAGAAGGCCGCUCAAAAGAAACUCAAGAAGUAGUAUGACUGCUGGCU